Soboliphyme baturini is the source of this 852-nucleotide messenger RNA. The record is from the annotation of a GenBank genome assembly. NCBI's taxonomy places the organism in Eukaryota, Metazoa, Nematoda, Enoplea, Dioctophymatida, Soboliphymatidae.
AUGUCUCUGAAGGCACACGUGAUGGACUCCGUCGAGAUUUAUUGUCCUUUGUACAACGACACGGUGACUCAGGACCAGGCCGAGUACAACAUUAUUUACAUGGUGUCUGAAUUCGGUUACAAGAAUUGCAUUUUGGACAACGAACGACCGGUUGGUCAAUGCUUUAGCCCUUACAGCGACACGACCAUUCGCAUUGUCUUUCGCGAGUUUACGCCUUUGCCUAACGGCCUCGAGUUUCAACCUGGACGAAGCUACUAUUUCAUUACGACUUCUGAUGGCACCGUCGAAGGCGUUCACAAUCGCCGCGGUGGUCUAUGCAGCGAAAGGAACAUGAGGCUGAGGGUAAUCAUGAUGUCCGAGUUCGACGAAACGACCAACGAACUGGAACGCCAUCCGAUUUCACCUAAAUUUCGCCACGACAGUGGUCGGGAGGUGAACCACAAGCCGAAGAACCAACAGACGUCCAAACAGGUGAUUCAUCGUCUGGCGAAGGAUCACGCGCCGUUUACUGGUGGCAACCAAGACGACGAAGGGACGAUCGUCGAACCGGUUCUGUUGAACGGUCCUCAUGGCGGUAGAGGAAACCGACCUGCAGGUCGACUGUCGCAGUUGUCAGUCUAUGAGUACUCGAACGCCAUACCGCCGGCAAGCUGGGGUCCCACUCCUUUACCAAGGAACAUGGAUUUUCAGACAGCCGUCCAAGAGCCUGUGUUGUUGUAUGAAAUCCACGAAGCACCGUAUCUCGACUUAAAUUUGUUCAGCAGCCGAGGUGUGGUCGAAAAGGCUAGCAACUGCAUUGUGACUAUUGCCGUCGCCCUGGUUGCUUCGGUGAUCAUGCGAAUAUUAUCCUGA